Molecule: messenger RNA, 2887 nt
Organism: Homo sapiens (human)
Lineage: Eukaryota; Metazoa; Chordata; Mammalia; Primates; Hominidae
Gene: GPD1
Product: glycerol-3-phosphate dehydrogenase 1
Exons: 8
Coding region: 44-1093 (349 amino acids)
Biological process (GO): glycerol-3-phosphate metabolic process; glycerol-3-phosphate catabolic process; carbohydrate metabolic process
Cellular component (GO): cytosol; cytoplasm
Molecular function (GO): protein homodimerization activity; NAD binding; oxidoreductase activity, acting on the CH-OH group of donors, NAD or NADP as acceptor
Source: RefSeq, marked reviewed
AGGGAGUGUGGCACUGAGCCGGCUCAGGCAGAGACGCGGCACCAUGGCUAGCAAGAAAGUCUGCAUUGUAGGCUCCGGGAACUGGGGCUCAGCCAUCGCCAAGAUCGUGGGUGGCAAUGCAGCCCAGCUGGCACAGUUUGACCCACGGGUGACCAUGUGGGUAUUUGAGGAAGACAUUGGAGGCAAAAAGCUGACUGAGAUCAUCAACACGCAGCAUGAGAAUGUCAAAUACCUGCCAGGGCACAAGUUGCCCCCAAAUGUGGUGGCUGUCCCAGAUGUGGUCCAGGCUGCAGAGGAUGCUGACAUCCUGAUCUUUGUGGUGCCCCAUCAGUUCAUCGGCAAGAUCUGUGACCAGCUCAAGGGCCAUCUGAAGGCAAACGCCACUGGCAUAUCUCUUAUUAAGGGGGUAGACGAGGGCCCCAAUGGGCUGAAGCUCAUCUCGGAAGUGAUUGGGGAGCGCCUCGGCAUCCCCAUGAGUGUGCUGAUGGGGGCCAACAUUGCCAGCGAGGUGGCUGAUGAGAAGUUCUGUGAGACAACCAUUGGCUGCAAGGACCCGGCCCAGGGACAACUCCUGAAAGAGCUGAUGCAGACACCAAACUUCCGUAUCACAGUGGUGCAAGAGGUGGACACAGUAGAGAUCUGUGGAGCCUUAAAGAAUGUAGUGGCCGUGGGGGCUGGCUUCUGUGAUGGCCUGGGCUUUGGCGACAACACCAAGGCGGCAGUGAUCCGGCUGGGACUCAUGGAGAUGAUAGCCUUCGCCAAGCUCUUCUGCAGUGGCCCUGUGUCCUCUGCCACCUUCUUGGAGAGCUGUGGUGUUGCUGACCUGAUCACUACCUGCUAUGGAGGGCGGAACCGGAAAGUGGCUGAGGCCUUUGCGCGUACAGGAAAGUCCAUUGAGCAGCUGGAGAAAGAGUUGCUGAAUGGGCAGAAACUGCAGGGGCCCGAGACAGCCCGGGAGCUAUACAGCAUCCUCCAGCACAAGGGCCUGGUAGACAAGUUUCCCUUGUUCAUGGCUGUGUACAAGGUGUGCUACGAGGGCCAGCCAGUGGGUGAAUUCAUCCACUGCCUGCAGAAUCAUCCAGAACAUAUGUGAGUGGGGCCAGGGCCCAGGCCAGGCCGCUUUUUUACCCCAGUGGAGACCAGCAGAAGCCUGGGGUACCUAGUCACCAGGAUCUCCAGGACUCCCAGGGAGCAGAGUCUUCUCAUCUUUUCACUGGAGGACAGGAGGCUAUGGGGCCCAGCUACGCACCUGGAGAUCCUGAACUGUCAAGCCACUGGCAGCCUCAUGCCACCACAUUUGCCAGAAAUGCAGUUGCCCUGUCCCUCUCCAGAUGUGGGGCUUUCUCCAUAUCCUCUGGGAGGGGUGGAAUCAAGCCCCAGUGCUGCCUGCUUGGUGGCGGGGGUGAUGUAUGUGGAGAAGGGUUGGGGGAGAGGCCGGUAGGGCAGGGGCUGCUAGUGGCUGUCUCACAUACACCAGUAAUCCUGUUAAAGGGCUGAAGAAGUAUCUUAGCCACAGGAGCGAUGAGGCAAGGAUUGUCAGGGAGGGGUCUGGGCUUCUGAGCUGAUGCAGGCCCCAAGGACCCCUUUGCUGACCUCUGCCAGGACCCACACAGCUUCGAUGGAUCUCAGUGUUUGUUAACAAAAUACAAAGAUCUCAAACAAACCCCUUUUAGCUUCUCCUAGCAACAUCUGUGUCCUCAGAAACCUCUGGUUCUCCCCCUUCCCCCUCCCCCAGGCUGCCCUGGCACCCAAAUUGCUGCCAUGCUGGCAUCUGUAGCUCGGUGGCUUGACAUUCUCCCCAGGGACUUCCCGGUUCCUAGUUCUUUGCCAGCUCCUCCCCACUCUGUGCGACCUUUCCAAGCCUUCCCUCACCCUCCCCGCCAGCACCCUCUUUGGGGAGCAGGAACUUAAUCUGCUGACAGAGCUACACCUUUCAUAACAGGCUCAGAUCACUCAGCUCCCUGUGACCUUUGUAUUCACCCAGGCUUCCUUCUCAGUAGCUCUAGCUGGGGGAGGUGUCAGCUGGGCCCCUCCUGUGCUAUCUCCCCAGAGGACAUCCCUGACUCCACCCCUUUCUUCCUCCCAAACUCUGCACCUCUUCCUCAGCUGCUCCAGACCGGCCAGGGUAACCAGCUAACCAUGCCUGGCAUCUGGAAGCCAGCAGGCCAGAGGGUGGCCCAAAGGCUGAUGAACGGUAGGGAAGGGUGAGCAGAUUCCUAUGUUGGUGGGCACCAAUAUUCCAAGGGCAGCUCUCUUUGCUGAAUGAGGGCCUUCUCGUGAGGUACUGACAACACCAGCAACUCGAGAGCUGGGAAACUCAAGGAGGAGGAAGAAAAUCAAAACCACCCUACUCCCUGGGGUGAGGAAAGAACAGGAGGGGAGGAGGAGGAGUGUGCUCUGCACUUGCCUUGCUCCAGGAUGGGGUGGCAGCAGAGGAAUGUCACAGGUCAGCAGCCUAGGCCUCCAGCUAUAAAUAGUCCGGAGGGCCCGAGAGGCUCCCGCCCGUCCAGCAGGGCUGUCAGCUUCCUGUGUGGCAGCACCUGGCACACUGGCUCUGGCCAGCAUUAUGCUAAAACCCUGUUACUCUCCAAUGAACCAGGGAGGCGGGCUCCUCUCUGCGCCUAUCCCUUGAGAAUUCUGUCUUACCAGUGAAGGGUGGGGCUGCCCAGAUCAGGCAGCAGGAGUGAGGGGCACAGUCACCCCAGGCCUUGCUGAGCCCAGGUCUGGGUACUGAGUGUCCAGAGCUGCCUCCCCAGGAGGUUAAGGUGGGGGCAAAGGGGAAGCUUCAAGCACUUUGCCUACUUUUGUUCACUCCCCAGUGCACUGUGACUCAGGCCUUCCCAUCAGGCCUAUUUGUCUACCCAAUAAAGCGUGUUUUUUCCAGAAA